AUGAAUGGACUUGAUAUUACUUGUCGUUCCUUGGCUGACAUCAAUAAUGCUGUGACUGUCAGAGAAGAGUAUCAAGUAGAUGCUCAACAUAUAGUCGGAGUGUUCUGCAAUCCAGAGACUUAUCCAACCAAGGAUCAAGUGCAUGAGAUGAAGUCUCAAGGUGUUAUUGUUGCUGUUUGUUUACACCCGAGGAAGACUAACCCGUCGCCGGAACAGUGGCAAAGGUUUGAAGAGUUACUUACCUGGCCGGAAAUCACAGCUGUUGGAGAAGUCGGCACAUACAGAACAGAACCAGUUAACACUUGGUCUUCUCAAAUGUUGAAUAUUGACCGUGCUGUACAGUCUCUACGACCAGACCAGGUACUUAUCCUUCUCGGUAGGAGCUCGAACAAAGACCCUGAUGAAGCCUGGUUGACAUUUCUGUUCAUUCUCAAGGCUUGUCCAAAAGUAACCAGAGAACGUCUCGUCCAUUGUCGUUGUUUCUUGGGAUCCAAGAAGUUAGUUCAGCCUUGGAAUAGGGAAUUUCCUAAUACUUACUUCGGCUUUACCAGUAUUGUCUCGAAGUUUAGGACCAACCAGGACACUACCAAGACAGACUGUAUCAAAUGGCUAACUGAAAACAGACUCCUGCUUGAAACAGAUGCCCUAUACUUUCCCAAGGAAGGCCACAAGAGAAGUGUUCCAGCUCUCUUUGUAUAUUCAGCAGUUGAAGUCGCCAAAGUUAGAGGAGUCGCUUGA
Messenger RNA from Mercenaria mercenaria, 738 nucleotides. RefSeq names its product putative deoxyribonuclease TATDN2. The transcript has a single exon. The coding region runs from base 1 to 738 and encodes 245 amino acids. NCBI's taxonomy places the organism in Eukaryota, Metazoa, Mollusca, Bivalvia, Venerida, Veneridae. Gene Ontology annotation, molecular function: hydrolase activity, acting on ester bonds. The record is from RefSeq and is a predicted model, not a curated record.